This is a messenger RNA of Triticum turgidum subsp. durum (durum wheat), 2064 nucleotides long. The record is from the annotation of a GenBank genome assembly. Lineage: Eukaryota; Viridiplantae; Streptophyta; Magnoliopsida; Poales; Poaceae.
AUGGAGGCCAGAGACGGCGGCUCAGCGCCCUUGCCGUGCUCGUACGCGCCGCUGCCGGAGGAUGCCGAGGCCGCCGCGACGGUGGGGCGCACGCGCCGGACUGCAGGCCCGCUUUGUGCCGCGCUGCUGCUGGCGACGGCGGCUGUGCUCCUCGUGGUCGCCGCGCUCGCCGGUGUCAGGUUCGCCGGCCAGCCGCCCGCGGGUGGCAUCGUCGUCAUGUCUGGACACGAGACGACGGCUGACGCGGCGCCGAUGAGCGCCAGCAGCCGGGGGCCUGAGUCUGGCGUCUCCGAGAAGACGUCCGGCGCCGCCGCGCACGGCGGCAUGCUGCGCGCGGACGCUGGCGGCAACGCGUUCCCGUGGAGCAAUGCCAUGCUCCAGUGGCAGCGCACCGGCUUCCACUUCCAGCCCGAGAGGAACUGGAUGAACGACCCCAAUGGUACGGUACAUUUCUGCAUACUUAUUUGGGUAAUCUUGUUGAUGAUGCAAAACUCAUUUUUCGAUGCAAAAUGCAAGUGCAGGUCCCGUGUACUACAAGGGGUGGUACCACCUCUUCUACCAAUACAACCCGGACGGCGCCAUCUGGGGCAACAAGAUCGCCUGGGGGCACGCCGCCUCCCGCGACCUGCUCCGGUGGCACCACCUCCCGGUUGCCAUGUCCCCCGACCAGUGCUACCCGACGGCCGCAUCGUCAUGCUCUACACCGGCUCCACCAACGCAUCGGUCCAAGUCCAGUGCAUGGCCUUCCCCACCGAUCCCUCCGACCCUUUGCUCAUCAACUGGACCAAGUAUGAGAACAACCCGGUGAUGUACCCGCCACCGGGCGUUGGGGAGAAGGACUUCAGGGACCCGACCACUGCGUGGUUUGACGGUUCGGACGACACAUGGCGGCUCGUCAUCGGCUCCAAGGAUGACCGCCAUGCCGGCAUGGUCAUGACCUACAAGACCAAGGAUUUCAUCGACUAUGAGCUUGUCCCCGGGUUGCUUCACCGUGUGCCAGGGACAGGUAUGUGGGAGUGCAUUGAUUUGUACCCGGUCGGUGGUAAAAGGGGCAUCGACAUGACAGAGGCAGUGGCAACGGCAUCCAAGAAUGGUGGCGGCGAUGUUUUGCACGUGAUGAAGGAGAGCUCCGAUGAUGACCGACACGACUACUACGCGCUUGGAAGGUACGAUGCUGCGAAGAACACAUGGACGCCACUAGACACCGAUGCCGAUGUCGGCAUUGGGCUGAGGUACGACUGGGGAAAGUUCUAUGCGUCCAAGACAUUCUACGAUCCAUCAAAGAAGCGACGCGUGUUGUGGGGGUGGGUCGGCGAGACGGACUCCGAGCGCGCUGACGUUGCUAAGGGAUGGGCCUCCCUGCAGUCGAUCCCUCGCACGGUGGUGCUGGACACCAAGAAAGGGAGCAACCUUCUGCAGUGGCCGGUAGAGGAGGUGGAGACGCUCCGGACCAACUCCACCAACCUUGGAGGCGUUACCGUCGACCAUGGCUCCGUAUUCCCACUCAGCCUUCACCGUGCCACCCAGCUCGACAUCGAGGCCUCAUUUCGUCUUGACCCGCUCGACGUCGCCGCUGCCAAGGAGGCUGAUGUCGGCUACAACUGCAGCACCAGCGGUGGCAUGACUGGACGGGGAACGCUCGGUCCCUUCGGUCUCCUUGUGCUCGCUGAUGCCAGGCGCCACGGUGGCGACAUGGAGCGGACCGGUAUCUACUUCUACGUCGCCAGAGGCCUCGACGGCGGCUUGCGCACACACUUCUGCCAUGACGAGACGCGCUCAUCUCAUGCCAACGAUAUUGUCAAGAGGGUCGUAGGCAACAUUGUCCCUGUGCUCGAUGGCGAGGAGUUUUCAGUGAGGUUGCUAGUGGACCAUUCCAUUGUUGAGAGCUUUGCAAUGGGCGGGAGGUUGACGGCGACGUCACGGGUGUACCCAACGGAGGCAAUCUAUGCCAACGCUGGGGUCUACCUCUUCAACAACGCCACUAGCGCCCGGGUCAACGUCACGAGGCUCGUCGUCCAUGAGAUGGACUCCUCCUACAAUCAGGCCUACAUGGCCUCACUGUAA